Lacerta agilis (Sand lizard) is the source of this 2514-nucleotide messenger RNA. RefSeq names its product SH2 domain containing 4A (gene SH2D4A). NCBI's taxonomy places the organism in Eukaryota, Metazoa, Chordata, Lepidosauria, Squamata, Lacertidae. Gene Ontology annotation, cellular component: cytoplasm. Gene Ontology annotation, molecular function: phosphatase binding. The coding region runs from base 98 to 1471 and encodes 457 amino acids. The record is from RefSeq and is a predicted model, not a curated record. The transcript is spliced from 9 exons.
UCCUGGCCAGGCGAGGAGAGUGACUUUUUCCUGUCUCCUGGGGUCAGUCUUGGCACCCCAGGUCUCCUCCGUCCACGCCUAGGAGCAUCCCGCAGCCAUGCUGAAGCAGAUUCUGGCGGACAUGUACGUGGACCCGGAGCUCCUGGCGGAGCUGAGCGAGGAGCAGAAGCAGAUCUUGUUCUUCAAGAUGAGGCAGGAGCAGAUCAGAAGAUGGAAGGAAAGAGAAGCCCCGGUCACUUCGCCGCAGCCAGCAGCAAAGAAAGUCCAUGGGAAAUCCGUUCAGUGGAAGCUCGGAGCAGACGGUGACGUCUGGGUUUGGGUGAUGGGCGAGCAUUCCCUGGACAAGCCAUAUGACCAGCUCUGCAGUGACCUUCUCGCUGAAAAAGUGAAGCAGCAGUCGCUUCAAGAAGCAGGGGCGAUAAGAAGAAACCUAGUGGAAGGCUUCACAGAACAUUCUGCCUCGUCACCUCCGCAUUUUCCAUCAGACACCCAGUUUGGGUCAGAAUCGCAAGGAGGCAGUAAAAACCUCACAAAGUGGGAUGCGUACAAAGUGGUGCAAAAAGAACCAGUUCCUGAAAAUGCCAGAAAUCAAGAAUAUGCCCAGGCUCCCACGAGUAAGCCAAGAGGUAUAGAACAGAUGUUGGCGGACUCUAUCAAUCAUUCAAGGAAGUACGGCUUGCGGCAGAGGAAAGAAGAGGAAAUGAAUACAACUGUGAAUGAGAGCACAGCACAAGAAGUGACGCUGAAUCGCACCUACGAGUCAAUGGAGAAGCUGGACAAGGAAGAUCCUGUUUGGUUGGAAACUUUGGAGCGGGCAAAAGCAGCCGACGAAAGGCGGCGCUCCCUCGCCAGACAGGCCCGGGAUGACUACAAGAGGCUGUCCUUGCAAGGCACCCGCAAAGGAAAAGUAGCGGGGGUUUCCGCGGUUUUUAAGACAGGGGAGCAGAAACGGCCGCUUCCUCCUCCUCCUCUGCCACCGAAACCUAAGCAUCUCAGUGCCGGAAUGGCCAACGGCAAACCAGACAGGAAGCAGGCAGUACAAAGGACUGUCUCCACUUUUACUCAGGAGGCCAUCAUUCGGUGGUUCAAGGAAGAGCAACAGCAUCUCCGAGCUGGUUUUGAGAAAUCCACGGGCCAGGUAGCACCUUGGUUCCAUGGCAUCUUAACCACCAAGAAAGCAGAAGAACUUCUAAGCGGUUUGGCACCUGGGAGCUUCCUGAUCCGGGUCAGUGAAAAGAUCAAAGGCUACGUCCUCUCGUAUUUGUCGGCCAAAGGCUGCAAGCACUUCCUGAUAGACGCUUCCGGGGAUUCGUACAGCUUCCUGGGUGUGGAUCAGCAGCAGCAUUCAACAUUGGCUGACCUGGUCGAUUACCACAAGGAGGAGCCCAUCACAUCUUUUGGAAAGGAGAUUCUGCGUUAUCCCUGUGGCCAGCAAGGGGAGGAGCCAGACUACCUCGAUCUUUUCGAGUGAUGCCUGUCAUUUCCAUCCUCUACCAUGUGAAGAACUUCUCUUGAAUGGAUAGGUGUGGAGCGGGCAGGAGUUGAGCCAGCUCCCUUCAGCUUUUACAACAACAUCCUCGGAGAUGGCGAAGUUAUGGUGCGAGUACGUUUUGCUAACCGAGAAGUGAAAUCUGGAUAGCUGCCGGCAAGUGACGAGAAGAUGCAAAGGAACAGGAAGCAGAACCGUAAAGAAAAUAGCAAAAGAAUAUAUCUAUUUUGAAAGAUAAUUACAGCAAUUAAAACUUUCCAUAGACACUUUUGUCCAGGCUGAAUCCUGCCCUUGUGUAUUCCUGUUCAAUCAGGUGACGUAGAACGUUUCCAAAGUGUAAUUCACAUUUCCUGUAAAUGCUUGAAAAGGUUGUGUUAUUAGCCAAAGGCCACAAAUGCAGAAAUAGGGCUGUCUUCAGAACGUUGAUGCUCCCAUUAGCCAGUGGCAAGUGAAUGUGGACAAGAGCAGUAAGGCCACUGUUAUCAUCUUCAAACUGCCUCCAUUUCCUGCGAUCAGACCCCGGUGAAACCGUGUCCCUGGCUUAUCCCCGUUUUGUCUUUGGAGUGAGUUGUUGGGGUUGGGGGUGCCUUUAAAACACAUCCAUGCAGGAGAGUUCUCCCAGUUUCAGCCCUCUCCAGAACUCGCUUAGAAGCUCAGUCUCUGCAGGUGGCAGAUGCUAAGUGGAGCCCAGCGUGCACAAAGGAAAAUUUGUCCCCAUGCUACACUGCUACUGUCUUCCUUUCGUUACUCCACAGACAUACUGACUGCUUCAGCACCCAAUGCAUUACAGACUGUUGCGGAGAAAAUGAUCAGCAAUGGAUGCUCAUGAUGGGGACUUUGAAUGCUGACUCUGGGUAUGAAAAUAGGGGUGCUAUUUUUUGCUAGUAGAUGUUAGGAGAAAUGUUGCGUUUUUUUAACCAAGCCUUCUUUCUGUAAAGGAAUGGACUCAUCCAUUGCCUGAAUCCCAUUUUAAUUGUGUUCUUCAAUUCACUGUGGAGGGACACCCUUUAUACACUCACGCUUCC